Messenger RNA from Puccinia triticina, 1437 nucleotides. RefSeq lists its product as uncharacterized. The transcript has 3 exons. Gene Ontology annotation, cellular component: cytoplasm; nucleus. Gene Ontology annotation, molecular function: zinc ion binding. Lineage: Eukaryota; Fungi; Basidiomycota; Pucciniomycetes; Pucciniales; Pucciniaceae. The record is from RefSeq and is a predicted model, not a curated record. The coding region runs from base 1 to 1437 and encodes 478 amino acids.
AUGUCGCCCGCCGAGCAGACCCAGGCCAGCUUCUUCGCGCCCAUCGGCGAGACCGCCGCCCGGCUCGCCCACGCCGCCGAGCAGCCCGAUGCCGCCGAGGAGCACGAGGAGGAGUGCAUGCCCGAGGGCGUCGACUCGAUCGAAAGUCUGUGCAUGCAUUGCGGGAAAAACGGCAGGACGCGGAUGCUGCUCACCUCGAUCCCCUUCUUCCGCGAGGUCAUCGUCGUCUCCUUCCGCUGUCCGCACUGCCACCACGCAAACAACUCGAUCCAGUCCGCCGGCCAGAUCCAGCCGCGCGGGGCGGUCUACACGGUCAAGAACGUGCAUCGGCCGGCGGACCUCAACCGGCAGGUGAUCAAGUCUGAGCACGGCGUCGUGCGGAUCAAGGAGCUCGAGCUGGAGAUCCCCAAGGGCCACGGCAAGAUGACGACGGUCGAAGGCCUGCUGCGGGACACGAUCGACGACCUCAGCCUCAACCAGCCCGCCCGCAAACAUCUCGACCCGCUCGUCCAUGCCAAGAUCGACGAGCUGCUCGCCCGGCUGGCCGAGGUGCUCCAGUUCCGCGCCCAGCCGCUCACCAUCGAGCUCGAGGACAUCACCGGGAACAGCUUCAUCGAGGCCAUCGACGGGCUCAACGACCCGCACUGGACCAAGCGCGAGUUCCUGCGCUCCCCCGCACAGAACGCCGAGCUCGGCCUGGCGCCCCAGUCGGCCGGCCAGGAACAGCCACCCGCGGGCGGCCUGACCGACGACUACGAGGGCGAGAACCCGGAGGAGGUCUACUCGUUCCCGGCCACCUGCGGCUCGUGCGGCCACACCCUCAACACGCGCAUGAAGAAGAUCGAGAUCCCCCACUUCAAGGAGAUCAUCCUCAUGUCGACCAACUGCGCCCACUGCGGGUACAAGGACAACGAGGUCAAGUCGGCCACCGCCAUCGCCCCCAAGGGCACCAAGCUCGUCCUCAGGGUCGCCGACAAGGAGGACCUCGCCAGAGACAUCCUCAAGUCCGACACCGCCGAACUCACCAUCCCCGAGAUCGACCUCCAUCUCAACCCGGGCACCCUCGGCGGAAGGUUCACCACCCUCGAGGGCCUCCUCACCCAGGUCUUCGAGGAGCUCGACCAGAAGGUCUUCGCCACCGGCGACUCGCUCUCCACCGCCUCUCCCGCCCACCCCUCUCCCGGCCCCGAGGAGGGCCAGAACCACUCGAAAUCGUCCAUGAAGAUCUUCAUGGACAAGUUCAAGGCCAUCCUGUCCGUGGACACCCCGUUCACCGUCAUCCUCGACGACCCGAUCUCCAACUCCUUCGUCCAGAACAUCUACGUCCCCGACGACGACCCGGCCAUCGAGAAGACCGAGUACGAGCGCAGCUUCGAGCAGAACGAGGAGCUCGGACUCAACGACAUGCGCACCGAAAACUACGCCCCAUCAUCAUAG